AGCUGAGAUGGACAAGGAACAGAAAAGGGACUCUUGAGAUCAACGUGUGGUCCUUGAGGAGAGGGAGUGUGAGGUGACCCAGCAGGAGAAGGAUCUAACUUCUCAUGAACAGGCCUCCAUCUGCUGGAUAAGGGGACUUAAGGCUGCCCCUUGCUCCCUGAACCUCUUCUGUUUAAAAUAAUAAACAUAUAAAUUAAGAUGGCUUCUCAGGGCAGUGUGCAAGGGGAGAGAUUUGUCCAACCCUGUGUCUCCCUGCCCAUGUUUUGUCCAUGGUUAGUUGGGGAGCCUGAGAGCACUGCAUUUAAGGGAGCUCUCAAAUAAUACACACAGCAUCGCUUUCCCAAGCCCUCUUCUCCUUGGGCUACAGUUGGGGGGCUUUCUCCAAGCCCAGGCUGUGUUGCUGGCUCUGUCUGUGGCUACUCUCUCUUCCACCUCAUUGGCCAUGGAAUGUGCUCUCCUCCAUUUCUGUUUUCUGAGGCAAACACAGCAACGAAUACAGCAAAGUCUCAAAUGAAGUAAGGACCUAUGUGUUGAACAUGCAUUUCUAAGGCAGAGCUGUAGCCAAAGUGGCAUGACAGAGAUAGGACUGGGCCUCACUUCUGGUUUGCGGUCCUGAGCUGUGCCAGACACAAUGUAUUACAACAGUGUGCUACUACUGGCAUGACAGCAGCCCUGGAAAAGAGAGAGCCCUCCUCUGGAUAGGCUGUACCUUCUGUGCAUACGUGGUGUCCAUCCAUGUGAAUGCUAGAUAUUGAUGUGAAAUUUAUAUUGUAAACCCGUAUUCUCUGCAUAAAUUUAUAUCACAGUAGAUUAUAAUUUAUCAACUGUGAUAUCACUCAGCCAUCAAAGUGACAGGAGAAACCAUCAUCAACAACAACUGUAAUAUAUUAGUGCACAAUGCACUAUGCACUUCUUCUACAUUUUGCCCACCUUCUUAUCCAUUUGUUUUCCAGAUCUUGUUCCACAUCCUACAAAUGCAGAUUGCAGUGCUUCUAAAGACUUGAUCCAAAAAGUAAUUUUCUCAGAAGGUUUCCUUAUUAUUAUCAUGGUCUUCACCACCAGCGGCACCCUGAUCAUCAUUUGUAGACAGGGAAAUUGUGGAAAUCGCAGGGUAUUGGAUGAUCCUGAAAGAGGUCAAAAGCUUGAGGAAAUCACACCACUCCUGGAGGAAUAUGGCCAAAACUGUGAUGAAAACAGUGAACUUCAGGACAGACUGAAGAAGCUUGCGGAAGAGAACGACCAACUCAAGAAUGACAAAAAGAAGCUUGAGAAAGAGAAUGAAUGGAGAAGGGCUCGCAAUGAAACAGAUGACAUCACGCUUGAUGCAGACACGGCCCACCCCAAUCUCUCCAUUACUGAGGAAAAGAAGAGUUUGAAACAUGAAGCCCAACCUCAGAAAGUUCCACCAAAUCAAGACAGAUUUGAUUCAACUGUCUGUGUAUUAGGCUCUGAAGGCUUCUCCUCUGGAGAGCACUACUGGGAGGUGGAUGUCAGGAGCAGCACUGACUGGGACUUGGGAGUGGCCAGAAAAUCCACAGAGAGAAAAGGAAAACUUUCCCUGUCCCCUAAAAAGGGAUUCUGGACUCUGGGUCUGAAUGGGAGAGAUUAUUGGGCAAAAACAGAUCCAUGGACCCAGGUCAUGGUACAGAAAAAGCCCAAGAAAAUUGGAGUUUACCUUAGUUACCAAGAGAGGCUGGUGACCUUUUUCAGUGUAACUGAUAUGUCUGUGUUGUUCACAUUUAACAAUUGUUCAUUCUCAGGAGAGGUUUAUCCAUUCUUUAAAAAUUCUCACAAAGAAACAACAAUGAGAAUUUCUUCAAUUAAAGAAAAGGACUAAAUUUAAAUUGGCAGCAAUGCUCAGUUUUGUUGUUCACAUUAAGCCAAAGCCGCCAAUGCUUCAUGACACUGUUGACCAAACUGAAGCAAAGUAACAGAGGAAAGAUGAUCUGGAACAACAUUGCCUGUGAAAUUAUACUGUACUUACACACAUUGCUAAUGUGGCAGGGGUGGUUCCCCAUAUAAGGAAUGGAAUUUUACUGGAAUCUGUAAAACUGAGCUUUCACAAAUAGAGCCAUUAACUAGGAAUGUAUAUUUUUUCAUUGCUAACUACUAGUUUAUUUAGAUAAGGUAUCAUUAGCAGCUAAGAGUCAGCAAAUAUUAUCUUACAUUAUACCAAUCUUUCUGUGCUAAAGUGUAUAACCAGUCUUCAAGUCAGGUAUAAACAUAGGUGGGGUAUGCACACAAUCUUGAGAAAAUUUGACCAGCUACAUUGCUGUCUUCAGAAUGGGUUGGCAAGGAAUUGACUUUUCCUAUCUGUGUCAUGCUGUGUUUAUCUUUGUUUAAUAUUUUUUAUUAAUAAAAGGUGAUG
Molecule: messenger RNA, 2368 nt
Organism: Chelonia mydas (Green sea turtle)
Lineage: Eukaryota; Metazoa; Chordata; Testudines; Cheloniidae
Product: butyrophilin subfamily 1 member A1-like
Exons: 12
Coding region: 905-1837 (310 amino acids)
Molecular function (GO): protein binding
Source: RefSeq, a predicted model, not a curated record